Paramecium octaurelia is the source of this 1226-nucleotide messenger RNA. NCBI's taxonomy places the organism in Eukaryota, Ciliophora, Oligohymenophorea, Peniculida, Parameciidae. The record is from the annotation of a GenBank genome assembly.
UCAAUCUACACUUUUCAUAUAGUCAUUAUCAAUUUACAUGGGAGUGCUCUUCAUUAUCAUAAUUUUGAAAAAUAUGCAUCAAAAUAACAGAAGACUAAGUUAUAAAAUUUUAAUUUUGGUCUAGUCCCUGCUUUAGACCAUACUAUUUUAAUUCGUUUUUAUAAUUUGUGCUUUGUAUAUAAAAUACUUUAAUAGAACUAAUCAAUUUAAAGAUUGUUUAGAAAUAGUCUAUGUUAGAGCUUUGUUUUUAUUUUCGGCAAUUAGUUCAAUGUCACCAAUCAUGUAGGUUUUAUUAGAGCAGCCAUUAAAUAAUUUUAAAUCAUCAAUAAGCAAGAUCAAGUAACCAUUUAUAAAGGACAUUAAAUUUAAAUCAGUUUUGCAAAUGAAACAAAUCUAAACAGAUGAAGAAUUGGCUAAAUUAAACCAUACAGAAUUGGAUUCAAUGUUAAUAUUUGAAGACAUUGAAGAUAAUAAUGAAGUUAAAUAUUCAGACUUAUGCAAAUAAUAAAUUAUUAAUUUUAUUUAAACUACUUGGAAUUUAAUGUAAUUGUUUUGGAGAUCCUUAAACUUAAUAUAUAAUACAAUUCAAUUAAUUAUGGCAUUUGUUUUGAUAUUUGGGUUUAUUUGUAUUUUUGUUGAGUAUAUUGAUCCAAACAGCGAUUUACUAAGUUAAUUGAAUGCCAUCAAUUUUUUUUCAACAUAAUUAGAUUCAAAUAGUCAAGACAGCGGAAUGAAAUAAAUUUAAUUUGAGAUGAUUGAAGUAAUCACUAUAGCUGCUUUUAAGUUUAUGUUUAUUAUCAUAAUGUAUUUUAGUACAAAUAAUCGAAUCUAGUAUUCAAAAAGUAUUUAAUUGUAAUUAUAUUACAGAUAAGGAGUUGAUUGAUAAUGUUACAAAUUUGACAGUGAUAAUUCGAAAAAACUUGCUCAACUUCACUUUAAUUGGCCUAUUAACUACAUUAUAUCCUAAUCUAACAUUCACGAUAAAUAAUUCGAAUUGUUAUAAGGAAAUUUAAUAUAGAAAUGGCUAAUUAAUAAAAAUGGGUCAAGUGAUUGCAAUUAAUGAUUAAUAGAGUUGCCCAAUUACUAUAAUUUACUUAAUUUCUUUAUAGAUAUUCAGUAGUCCAAUUACAACAUCAAUUGGAUUACUAAUUUUAAUUUUUUAUCUUUUAACAGCAUUUUACAUAUUGUGUUUAAAAAGAAAAAGCAAGAAUUUAAGCGAAAUUUGA